Molecule: messenger RNA, 1957 nt
Organism: Tetranychus urticae (two-spotted spider mite)
Lineage: Eukaryota; Metazoa; Arthropoda; Arachnida; Trombidiformes; Tetranychidae
Source: RefSeq, a predicted model, not a curated record
AACAACCAACCCAAGGGUAAAGCCAAGGCAGGAACAAGGUAGACUGAGAGUUGAACAAAAAGUUGCUCUAACUACAUCAAGCAAAAAAUGCUCACUUCGGAGGCCGUCGCAAGUGCUCACAAUGUGAAUUGAUGUUCCGAAGAGAAGAUCAGCAGAAAAGUUUUCUUUUUUUUCUUCAUCUUUUUUCUCCAUACUUUUUACUUUCUAAACCAAUCUUUUUUUACUCUUUCCUUUCUUUUCUUUCUCAAUCAUUCAUAACAUCACCACCAAUUUACCUAACCAUCAAUACCACCAUCAACCACAACCAUCACCUUCAUCACGUCUCUUGAUUGUGUGUUAAUCAACCGUCCAUCUGUCAAUCUUUUUUUUGGUUACUUUUUGAUGAACAAAUUUUUUCGACAAAACUUUUUAUCUCUCAACUUAAAAACUUUCAUAUUUCUGUGUCAACUUUUUCACCCUUUUCUUUGUGAUUCAUGUAAUGACUACCUGUAACACUGCCUUGGAUAAUCUUUAUCAAUCUUUAUUCUCGUGCCUAAACAUUUAUCUUCAUCUUUCAUCUUCACCUUUCUGAACAUCCAUCAACUCUUCAAGAAUCAAGUCUAUGAACAUCAAUUGUGCCUUAACUGUGCCUUUAAAAUGAAACAAAUCAUCACAAUCAAUCUAGUUUUACUGGGACUGUUGACUGUCCAAGUUGAAGCUGCUCAAAUAAUAUCAUUCAAUGUAACUUCACCCGUUGAAAAUGGUACUUCAUCAGUAAUCUUAGACUGCAACUUUAUCUUUGAUCCAUUAGAAGAAAAUCUCGUUAUGAAAUGGUACUUUAAUGAUAAUCCCAGGCCAGUUUAUCAAUGGAUAAUUGCUUUAAGAAAACGAUCUUAUUCAGAAGAGAUUCGUCGCCACAUUGAUCCAGAUUUCACAGUUGACAAUCAGCUAACUGAACAUCGAGCCAUUCGUUUGAUUAAACCAACAACACAACUUUCAGGAAACUAUAAAUGUACAAUUUCGUCUGUUCAAAGCUCAGAUUCAGCAAGCGCUAAGCUAAUAGUUUAUGCUCCAGCUAAAUCUUUUAGUUUCCGAGCUUAUAAUGAAUCAACUGUUUUAUGCAGAGCAACCGGGCUCUAUCCAAGUCCAGUGGUUGAGCUUUACCGUUUGAACAAACCCUUUAAGUCGAGUGGACCAAGUAGAGUGAAGAUAAGCAAAGAGGGUUACACGGUAAUUACUGGUGAACAGGGUAAAUACAGCAUUGAAUCAAGUGGUUCAAUUGAUGAAGAUGAUUACAAUGAUGGACAAUCAGUUCAUUAUCAAUGUCAUCUUUCCAUUCCGGAUACAAAUUACAGUGUGACAAGGAACUUGACCCUGACCAAUGGAUGGAAUCAGCAGAAAAUUGUUAGCAAAUCAAAUGGAUCGAGCAACAAAUGUAAUAGUAUAUUGAUGGCGAUAUUAAUGGCAAAAAUGUUUUUAAUCAAAUUUAACAUGUAAACUACCAAGUUAGCAAAUUGAAGCAACACAACCGUCCAACUGCGAAUCGCCGACGAAAUGUGAUUAGUUAAAUUGUGAACAGAUGGACAAUAAAAUGAACUAAUCAAUUUUGUUGACAAAAUGCGAUUCAAAAGUGACUUUUGUCACGCAAAGUAGACAAACAAAAGGCCUGAAAAUGCAAGUUAACAAUGCCAAUCCAUUGAAGGUAAUGGCACAACUAAUUCAUCUAGUCCCAUGGAAGCCUGAUGAGUCUGUAAAAACAAACCAUGGUGAUGAUGAUUAACACAUAAACACUUAUCAACACUUUAAUCAUCACAAUUAACACACAAACACACAAAGAUAUUGUUAUUACUUUUGACAUAGUUGAUACUUAUUUUACAUCAUAAACAGUUUCAUCCAAAUUCAUCAUCAUUUUAAUAAAAUGUUUCAUAAAAAAAAAUAUUAAUAUUUUCUCGAUCUCAUUGUAAAUGUGAAAAUAAAG